CACCACUGCUACCACCGCCAUAGCCGACGUCUCCGCCCCUGCUUCAGACACCCACGACCGCCGCUCCAUCGAAGAAGAAAGAAGAAGAAAGCUCAGAGCACAAGACCACUUGCAGAUGGUGGCGUUGGUUGCGGCUUCAUCAUCAACCUCCGGAUUAACGGAGAGGAGAGGAAUUUCGGCGGCGGUGUUCGUGAAGAACUGUUCAGAUGAGCUAACUCCUAAUCUUCCAAUUAAAAAGGAUAUUGAGUUCAUGGAGAAGAGGAUUGAGGACCUUGAGAAGAGCAUGAAGGGGAGCAAUGAAUCCGAAGAGAUGCAGAAGAAAACUGGCUACAUUGUUCUCAGGGCUGAGGGAAUCUUUGAUGUGGAUGCUAAUACAUCCAUUGAUCAGCUAUCUGAUGAACUCGAGAUUAAAAUGCCCGAGGAGUUCAGUUAUGGAGAUCAGACAACACCAGGCAGUCCAGAUGAGAUGAAAUGUUUCUCAAGGAUUUAUAUUAAACCCCUGCUUAACACCUUAUGCCAAAACAAAGUCCAAGAUCUGGGAGGCAGAGUCGAGUCAAAUGACAAGGACCUCAAGAGGAUUAAGCAGGAGAUGAUGAGUGGAGCGAUAGAAAUCAAGGCAGCCAAGAAUAAGUCUUCUUAGGGGCGGUUAGAAUCAUUCUUCAAACCAGUUGCUAACACAUCAAUACCAGCUAAACGAAAGGUGAAGCUGAUUGAGGAAGAGUUCGCUUUGCCCGAAAGUCUGUGGAUCCCUUAUACAGGGUUGCUCUAUGUAUGAUGUUGUUAAGGCAAUUGGCAUGGAUGUGUAAGAACCUAAUUUUUAAUUUAAAAUUAUAAAUUUGUAAUUUAAUUUAUUGUUUUUACAAAUACUAUAGUAAUUUCAUAAUG
Molecule: messenger RNA, 885 nt
Organism: Ipomoea nil (Japanese morning glory)
Lineage: Eukaryota; Viridiplantae; Streptophyta; Magnoliopsida; Solanales; Convolvulaceae
Exons: 10
Coding region: 116-640 (174 amino acids)
Source: RefSeq, a predicted model, not a curated record